ACUUUGUAUUCUAGUUUCUGCUUUGUAUUAAGUCCUGUCUCUUAAAACGUAGUGAUUAUAUUCUCUUUGGUACUUGCUGUUGUAAAAUUAGGAACAUCGAUUGGGAAUCACUUUCUACUUAUAUAUUUUUUUUUGAGAAUUUCUUACAAAACCUACACAAAACAAAAUAAUUAAUUAUUUAGCUAGUUUCUAGCGCCCAUUCGGCACUCCUAAUUUAUACUAAACUUAGUUCUGUAAGAAUGGCGGCUCCUAUGGAAAGAAUCCAGGUGCUUGAUGAUAUCGAAAAAGAUAUUAUCACAUGUUUACAGUGUGCAGCACAAGCUCUCCUUGAACUAAGCAAAGAGAAGUCUGGACAAAAACAAGCAGAAGCAAAUACAUCACAGUUUCUACGAACAUUAAGCCAAGUUGAAAGUAAACUGAGUGACCAAAUAAACUAUUUGACACAAGUGUCUACUGGCCAACCCCAUGAAGGUUCAGGAUAUGCUUCACAGAAAGUACUGCAAAUGGCAUGGCAUCGCUUAGAGCAUGUUCGGUCUUGGGUCAAUGAACUUGACCGUCUCAAGGCAUCACAUUUAGCAGCCACCAACAGGACUGCGCCAAACAGUGUCCCCAAUGGAAACAUGACUUCAUCUGGAACUAGUACCUGAUAUUAAAUUUAAGGCCAUAUGUAGGAAUAUGUAUUUUUAAUAUUUAUUAAUAAAAAACAUUUUGCAUCAACAAAAAUUUAUUGUAAACUGUAUGAAAUGUAAUUUGUGGAAUGAGAAACUAAAACUUCUGCCCAGUUGUUAUCAAUAAGUUAACAAGUCUGCUUUGAUUAAAAUUAAAAUACAAUCCAA
Messenger RNA from Manduca sexta (tobacco hornworm), 836 nucleotides. RefSeq names its product mediator of RNA polymerase II transcription subunit 11 (gene MED11). Lineage: Eukaryota; Metazoa; Arthropoda; Insecta; Lepidoptera; Sphingidae. The transcript has 2 exons. Gene Ontology annotation, molecular function: transcription coregulator activity. The coding region runs from base 240 to 647 and encodes 135 amino acids. Gene Ontology annotation, cellular component: mediator complex. The record is from RefSeq and is a predicted model, not a curated record. Gene Ontology annotation, biological process: regulation of transcription by RNA polymerase II.